ACGCCGUUGAUCGAAGGCAUUUGAUCGAAGGCAUUCCACAAGUCAGUUGAAUUGCGAAUGUCAAGAAGCCAAUUCAUUACUUGCCGCGCGGCCAACGUUAUCUUACCUGUUAUGUCCACAAUGCAGUUUACACAUAUAUCUUCACCAUGCGCAGAAAUCGUAAUUCCCACUGGCAUCGCGCUUCAAAGCCUUCGAACAAUCCGCCGCAGGCCUCCAUCUCUGGGCCCUCUGUUCCCCACUCCCAGAUCCCUCCCGAUCCGUCGCCGCCGCUAUCUUCACUCAUUACCGAAAUGAGAAUUGACGGUCCGCGUGCGAUGCCCCCAACACACUACAUCCAGAACAACAGCACAAGCGUCCGCACGCAUCAAGAACCUGCAGAUAUCGGAACAUCAGUCCCUGUGGGAUCCGCAUCUCGUAGCUCUAGUGAUCUAAAGAAAACAAUCGUCACCAGCACCAAACUCCUGCUCCAAGCCGCAGCCACUGCUCUCAAGUUCACCCCAUCAAAAAUCUUGACCAGAUCCCCAACACGCUUCUUGCUUGUAUCAGUAUCUAUGAAGUCAGCAAACCGUCUUGAUGAUCUUGGUUGUGAUCGCCUCACGCCUGAUAUAGUCUUAGUGUGUUCGCUAAUGAUCUGCGUUAAUCCCCCAGGAACACAAAGAUGCGCCACUGGCAAGUAUCCUAUCAUUCGUAUUCUAACCCAUGGCGUAAAAUUGGAUCCCAGUGGCAGCUACAUUCUUACCACACGACGCCAAUGGUCGCCAUUUCUCAGUAUUAUUCUUUCGCCCAGCGGCCCGACCUGAUUAUCAAGCGUCUUCCUGUUGCAGGAGCGUGUUCUUAUUGGUGUUGUCUUGUCGUUCCAAUUCAUCUCACACCAUUGCCACACCUGUUUGGAAGCUCAGCCG
Molecule: messenger RNA, 902 nt
Organism: Cantharellus anzutake
Lineage: Eukaryota; Fungi; Basidiomycota; Agaricomycetes; Cantharellales; Hydnaceae
Exons: 2
Coding region: 147-800 (217 amino acids)
Source: RefSeq, a predicted model, not a curated record